CUUUGAAGGCAUCAACCUCUCCCAAAUACUCAGAGAAGUUAUAAAGGAAAAAUUAUGGUAGUCAAAAGAAAUCUACUAGACCUAAAUGAUCUCCCGGAUAGCUUGUUGAUCUAUAUUCUGAGCAAAGUUCCCUUGAAGCAAGUAGUGCGUUGUUCAGUCGUCUGUAAAAGAUGGAAAUCCUUAUGGACAUCCUUACCCAUUCUUAAAAUUUUAUCAUUGGAUUUCUCCUCUUCUUCAUACAGCUGCCUUGUUGAUAAUAUAUUUGAGCGUCAUUCAGGUAACCUUGAACUAUUUGAGUUUAGCAACACUCUGUCCUUUGACAUCAGUGAUAAGCUUUCUAAUUGGAUUCACAGUGCUGCUUUGAAACAUGUGAGAGAGAUUAAAAUUAAAGAGAAUACCUCUAUUGUCCCUUUUGUUGAGGUUCCCACAUCGAUUUUUUUAUGCCAUACCCUCAGAUCUUUGAUUGUCAAUAGUUUUCUUCUCACAAAUAUACCCGACUAUUUUGUUGGCUUCGCUGGCUUGGAAACACUCAAUUUUGAGAAUGUUAAGCUGACUGACAACAACAUUGCGUUCAUGGUUCAAUUAUGUCCAGUUCUGAAGAUUUUAAGGCUAUUUAAUUGUUAUGGACUCAGAAGCUUGAAGAUAUUUUCAGAGAGUCUUGUUUCUCUAAAUCUCUGCUCUCGGAUCGAAGCAAUAACAGCGAGUUGCCCACAAUUGAUGAGCCUUACAUUAAUAAAAUAUCUUUGUAAUAUGAUUGAGAUGGAUUUCUACUUACCGGCAUGUUCAAGCCUAUGUACAGACGCGGCACAAUUUAGAGUGUUUACAACUCUAAAGUCACUGAAAAAAAUCACCUUAGUGGACUUGAUUCAUAAGGACGAUGUACCUAUUCUCUGCGAAUUUCCUGAUCUAGAAAAAAUCUGCAUAGGCAACCUGCGCUAUACUGCAUUGCCGUGGUCUAAUGCCGUAUUUCCAGAAAUUUCUGCAUCAUCUUCACUGAAAAAUCUAAAGCGAGUUCAUCUGAAGAUGACCCUAUUUUAUGAUGCUGCACCUUUACUUGCCUAUCUUCUUCCACGCUCUCCUGCUCUGAAAAGUGUAUCAGUUUCCCGGAAGAAAGGAUUUGAUGGCACUAGGGCUCUGCGAUUUAUCAACAGGGUGUUGAAUCUUCAGCAUGAAUUUCCAGGAGCCAAAAUUCUCUUAUCAAGGGAUACUGUGAAGGAAGGGAGAUGCCUCAACUGUGAUCUUGAGAAUUAUAAUUGAUAUCUGACGAUCUUAUUUAAUGUUUGUAUUUACAAU
Molecule: messenger RNA, 1293 nt
Organism: Cryptomeria japonica (Japanese cedar)
Lineage: Eukaryota; Viridiplantae; Streptophyta; Pinopsida; Cupressales; Cupressaceae
Product: putative FBD-associated F-box protein At5g53635
Exons: 2
Coding region: 55-1257 (400 amino acids)
Molecular function (GO): protein binding
Source: RefSeq, a predicted model, not a curated record